Trichoplusia ni (cabbage looper) is the source of this 6058-nucleotide messenger RNA. It is a transcript of the gene woc, whose product is annotated as zinc finger MYM-type protein 3. The record is from RefSeq and is a predicted model, not a curated record. Gene Ontology annotation, molecular function: zinc ion binding. Bases 130 to 5235 code for a protein of 1701 amino acids. Lineage: Eukaryota; Metazoa; Arthropoda; Insecta; Lepidoptera; Noctuidae. The transcript is spliced from 20 exons.
CAAUUUGGCAGGGGCAAGUUGAUUCCAAAAUGGUUGCCGUUUGUUGUCCUUUUAUGUGAUUUGUGAAGUGUUUUAAUAUAAAUGACCAUUGCCUGUUGAAUUGAUUGUAUUUCCAAUUGGAUUGGAAUAAUGGACGAAAAAGAGAGUUUGCCAGACAAACCAAGUGAAGAGGAGAGUCAGGGAGGCGGUGAUAAUGCUGUAGAAGAGAAACCGGGUGAGCAGAUAUCUGAGGAGGUUAAAGAGGCCUCUAUUGUGGACGCCGGCACUGAAGUUAGUGCUGACAGUACAGAAGAAACAACUACCAGUAGUGAAGUCAAAACUGAUAGUGAUGUAGCAAAAUGUGAAACAGAACUUAGCAAUGAAGAUGUCAGUGAGUUACAGAAUCAUGUUGACCAUGAUGUGAGUGCUGAAGAUAGUAAUAGUGUUAAAAGUGAUGUAGCUAAAGAUGAUGAUAGUAAAAAGGAUUUGGUGGACACCACAGAUGCUGAGAGCCAAGAAGAUAUCAAGGAAGAAGAAGACAAAAUCAUUGAAGAAUCACAAGACAGCGAGAGUAAUUUAGAGGAAAAAUUAAAGGAUGAUCAACCAAUACAGUCAACAUCACAAGAAACCACAAGCCAAGAAUCAACCAGUCAGGAUAACAGUGAGCUGAACAGCAAAGAAAAUAGUCAGGAAGUUCUAGAAGAUAAUACAGCAAGUCAAGAGGCAACUGAGGAAGAGGACACUGUCAAAACUGAUGAAGUUGAUAAAGUAGAUAUAGUUAAUGAUGAAGAGAAGAAAGAACCAGCAGAUGAAGAGAAAAUAACAUUGAAUGAUGACAAAAUUACUUUAGAUGAAACUAAAAUAGAAAUAGCUGGUGAUAAUGAGGAAAAAAAGGAAGUUGCAGAUGGCCCAACAGAUGAUGUUGAAAUUAUUGAAAAGAAGGAGGAUCAGGAAGAGGAGGAGAAAGUUGAAACUGUUGACAAUGAUGAUAGUGAAUUGAAGAAAGAUGAUGAAGUUGGCAAGCCUGAGUUUGAAACAGCACCAAAUGUGUCUGUUGAUGAGGCACAAGAAGAUCAUACACAGGCCCUUGAUCCGUUUGACGCUCUGCUCAAAGACGCGAAUGAUUCUAGUCUAGCACAUGAGACAGCAGAAAAGUCGGACAUAGCAGUGUCUGUUAAUAUUGACGAUGAUGAUGACGAUCACAACGCCGAUGACCAUCAAGCUGACGAUCACCAUGCCGAUGGUGAUGUGCAUGAUGAUGAUGAAGAACAUCAUCCAGUUACGGAACUGGUGGACGAACCUGGUGCUGAUGAAGAAGUGUGUCUCCUACCUGACAUUGAGAGGGAAAUAUCUGAGGCUGAUAAGGCCGAAGCUGAAAAGGCUUUGGCUGAGAAAAGGAAACAGGCUGAAGCAGAAGCAGCAGAGGCGUCAAUACCGAAGGAGGAAACCGAAGCAGACUUAGAUAUAAAUAAAGACAACCAACAGACUGAUGAGGCAGCAGAACAUAUUGAAGCUGACACUAUUAAUGAAGACGCGUCACAGGAAAACGGUGCGGAUAAAGAAAUCGAGAACGAAAACGAGCAUGAGCAUGAAGAACCCGCAGAAGUCGAAGAAAAUGUAAUACUCAACAUCAUUCAACAAAUUAGUCCAUUUGACAGUGUUUGUGUAGAAUGUAAAGUUGAUCAGCCUUGCUCCUACCGAUUCGUCACGAAGGACAAUGAAACAUGUUAUCUGUGCAACGAAGCGUGCGUCAAAAUAUAUCAAACGGACCACCCUGGCCAAUUCACAGUCACACACAAGAAAUACUUAAUAGAAGAAAUUGUGCCAAAGCAGUUGACUUGCUCAGAAUGCGAAGAAAAAAAGAUGUGCUAUUUCUACUACAACUACGACGGCGAAGAUACUAACUAUUGCUCAAUGGCCUGCUUAAACAGUAUGAUGGGUGACGAAGCCGAAAAAUACGCCUUCAAACGACGGAGAAUCAUAGUCGACGAAAUCGUACCCAGGGAAGCGGAAUGUUUCGUUUGUAAUGAGAAAAAGAAGUGCUCGUUUUGCCUAUACAGGUAUGGAGUCAGCCACUUGGUGUGCGAAAACCUGUGUAUAAAAAAGUUGAACGGCAAAGAAAACGGUAGGUAUUUGAUUAAAAAGAAGCGAACGCCUAGAAAACAGCCACCACAGAACCCUCCAUUAUUAAAAUUAAAGGUUAUCAGUAAUGCCACAGAUAAAUAUUUAGAUGAAGCUUACAAAAUACAGGCGAAGACGCCAGCGAUGGUGCAGGCGGCAAGGGACGAGAGAGAACGAACUUUUACAAGAAGAUGUAACCAAUGCUCGAUAGUACUUAAUGUUGACGAGAAACUGCUUACUUGGGAAACUAUGGACUUUUGCGACGAAAUGUGCUUAGGAAGGUAUCAGAACAAAAUCGGCUCGAGAUGUGCAAACUGCAAGAAUUCUGUUCAACACACCAGUUUAGGGAAAUACUGUGUCAGAUUCGGUUUCGACAUUCGGCAAUUCUGCAAUUGGGCUUGUUUAGAAGAGUUUAAGAAAGGUUUGAAGAUAUGUUGUUAUUGUCAAAGGGAUAUAUCAGUCGGACAUCAAGGUUUUCUAGCCCCUGUAGGCGAUAAAGGACAAUUUAAAGACUUUUGUUCUCAAGCCUGUAUGGAAAAGUUUGACCAGAUGAGUAAAAACCCUAUUCCGCAGCCUUUGUGGGCCAAGUGCGCGGUGUGUUCCUUAGAAAAGGCUACGUCCAUUGAGGUUGAGGUUAGUGAAGAAGUCUCACAGAGGUUGUGUUCAGAUCCCUGCUUUGCAGCUUUUAAAUUCGUCAAUAAUAUAUUUCCUGACCAAUGCCGCUGGUGUAAAAAAUAUUUCGAGCGCAAACAGAGUAAAUGUUUUACGAUAUAUGAAGGCGCUAGCGCACAUUGUUUCUGCUCCAAGUCUUGUAUGAAUGUGUACAUAAGUAACUCGAGGCAUAUAGUCCCAUGUAACUGGUGUAAAGUUAAGAAGUACAAUUUCGAUAUGAUCAGGCGAGUCCAGCCGAAUGGACAGGCUAUCAUGAUGUGCUCACUCAAUUGUUUGAAUCUCUAUCAGGUAUCGGUUAAUGCUGUGUCUUCCAGAAGAACAAAAUGUGAUAUGUGCAAGCGAACGUCAUUAGCGCAGUACCACUUAACUAUGUCGGACGCUACGGUUCGAAAUUUCUGCUCCUAUCAGUGCGUUAUGACAUUCCAGGGUCAAUACUCAAAACACACCCCUCCUUUGAUGCCGGGCGAGUCUCUUGAUCAGCAAAAAGCUGUACCUACAGGCGCACCCCGGCGGACGUACCCUGCCGCUGGUAAGAAUAAUGCUGUGAAGGCCCAGCAGCGCACUGCGACCGGCAUGCCGGUGAUCUCCAGCGUGCAGUCGCUGGCCGCGCCGCCGCCGCUGCUGCCGUCGCUCACGCGCCAGAAGUCCAAGCGCCUGCAAGCCGCCGAGCCUGAGCUCCCGCCCGCGCCCGUCACGCCGCCGCCACCCCCCAAACCUCCGACACCACCGCCACCCCCGCCCCCAAAAAUAUACAACCACGUCAUAGUCAAAACCCUACCCCCGAGAGAAGUCGCUAAUAAAGCAACCAUGUCCAAACCCAUGAUGGUGUCCAAAGGCGUAUCUUGCCGGCCACAUCCGUGCACAAAAGAAUGUCAAACUGACCCUAGUCUAGAACGCAGAGUACUUAUCCCCGUUCCCGUCCCUAUAUACGUUCCUGUGCCGUGCGCGAUGUGGUCGUUACCUUUCCCGGUACCAGUUCCUAUACCAAUACCGAUCCCGACGCCAGUAUUUAUUCCUACAACGAGAAAUUCAGCAAAGGGCAUCUUAAAGGAGAUCAAUAAAAUCCACGAUAAGAUGCCGACGGAUCCUUUCGAAGCCGAGCUGUUGAUGAUGGCGGAAAUGGUCGCUGGUGAUAAAAAGAAAGACCAGAGUGAUUCGGAUACGGAUGACGAUAAUGAGGAAAGCUUUAGCCCCGUCGCCGGUAUGGAUGGCAACAACGCAUUCGGUGAAGACAUGUUACAAAUGGCGUUGAAAAUGGCCACCGAAUACGAGGAUCAACCUGUAGAUUUGGAGUCCGCCAUGACAGCUAAUACUAUCACGCCUAGUUCACAUCCUGGUAUGCCUGGCCUGGAGGGCGAGAGCAUGCACCAUCACCACAUGAUGGUGCUGGAGCAGCAGCGCGCGGUGGCGGCGCUGCGCGCGUCCGCCGCGCCCCGCAAGCGCGCGCCCGCGCCCCCCGCGCGCCCCGCCGCGCGCCCCGCCAAGCGCCGCCGCGCAGACCCGCCGCCCGCGCCGCAGCCCGACCCGCCGCGCGAGCCCGCAGAGAAGCCCGACGCCAACAUGUGCCUCAAGUAUACAUUUGGCGUCAACGCGUGGAAACAGUGGGUCAUGACAAAGAACGCAGAAAUCGAGAAAAGCUCAAUACGACGGAAACCGUUCAAAUCAGAAAUCCUACAGUUAACAGCCGAUGAACUCAACUAUUCGCUAUGUCUAUUCGUGAAAGAAGUACGGAAACCCAAUGGGAGCGAAUAUGCGCCCGACACUAUUUAUUAUUUGGUUUUAGGUAUUCAACAAUAUUUGUUUGAAAACGGUAGGAUAGACAAUAUAUUUACGGAUCCAUAUUACGAAAAAUUCACGGACUGCUUGGACGAAGUCGCGAGGAAGUUCUCAGUUUUAUACAAUGACUCACAAUAUAUAGUAACGCGAGUAGAAGAGGAACACUUGUGGGAGAGCAAACAGCUUGGCGCGCAUUCACCGCAUGUAUUGCUGUCCACUCUCAUGUUCUUCAAUACGAAGCAUUUUAAUUUAGUGACGGUAGAAGAACAUAUGCAGCUAUCAUUCUCUCAUAUUAUGAAACAUUGGAAAAGGAACCCCAACCAGCCAGGCCAGGCGAAGAUUCCCGGAUCUAGGAAUGUGCUGCUAAGGUUUUACCCCCCACAAUCAGCUUUAGAAGCAAAUUCAAGAAAAAAGAAAGUCUACGAGCAGCAAGAGAAUGAAGAGAAUCCCCUUAGAUGUCCUGUUAAAUUAUAUGAAUUUUAUAUAUCUAAAUGUUUGUACUCUCCCUACAGCCCCGAGUCCGUGCGCACUCGCAACGACGUGUUCUACCUGCAGCCGGAGCGGUCCUGCGUGCCCGACUCGCCCGUCUGGUACUCCACGCAGGCGCUCAGCCGACAGGCGCUGGCCAAGAUGCUGCACAGGGUCAAGAUGGUCAAGGAGAUCAAUAUCGCGCUGUUGACCAGCUAAGAUUACCCCUCCAGUCUGCAAACGGCUUACAAACUAAUGCAGCAAUACGAUGCGAAUUACUGGCUCGGCCACAGGCUUUAUUUUCCGGAGCUCAAGUGCCGCUCCCCCAGGCAGGCGCUAAGCCAGCGUCAGUGAUCACCUAUCAAAUCUGUUGUUGUCAAUACAGUGACAUGUAUAUUUUUUCUACUUUGUAUAUCAGUCUGCGUAAAGGACGGCGAACAUUAAUUUUAAAUAAAUAGUUUAUAUUAGAUUACUUUUUUAUAAUGUUGCAAUGUUUUAGUGUAAGUUUCUGUGCGGGACUGUUUUAUGUAUGUACAGACAAUGGUACUAGUUGUAUCGUUAUAUUCAAUUAUUGUUUUAUUUAUCGUAAUAUUAUCCAUUUUUAUUAUUUCUGUCAUUAUUUUUUAUUACAUGAUCUAAUUCGAAUCAUUGGAAAUUGUAAAUACGCCAAGCGAAGCAGGAUCGUUUAUUAUAACAGAAAAGUGUGAUACAUUCUCAUUAAAGUUAUUGGCAAGUUAGGUUUUACGUUCCUCGGUGCCAGGUGAGAAGAAUUUUACUAACGCCCUCGUGUAAAAUUUAAAUAAUAAAUUUAGAUGUAAGUUAAAUAAAUUCCAAGUUUUAGUGGCAAAUUCACUCAUGUGUUAUAGUAGUUUUCAUUUUAUGAAUUGGGAAAACGAUAUAAUAUCUCAGAUAGAAAUUUUUAUUGAAAAUAUUAUAGCUUAGUAAAAGAGUCAGAUUCGUAUUAUAUAUUUUAAGUAUAAUGGCGUCAGUUGUAAGGUUUAGGUAUUACGCUGUGUAAAAAAAGAAUACUGAUUCUCUAAAA